Eucalyptus grandis is the source of this 2268-nucleotide messenger RNA. Its product is annotated as dihydrofolate synthetase. Bases 453 to 2111 code for a protein of 552 amino acids. Gene Ontology annotation, cellular component: mitochondrion; cytosol; cytoplasm. The record is from RefSeq and is a predicted model, not a curated record. Gene Ontology annotation, biological process: tetrahydrofolylpolyglutamate biosynthetic process; RNA modification. The transcript has 11 exons. Lineage: Eukaryota; Viridiplantae; Streptophyta; Magnoliopsida; Myrtales; Myrtaceae. Gene Ontology annotation, molecular function: RNA binding; protein binding; tetrahydrofolylpolyglutamate synthase activity.
UCCGGUAUCUGUUCUACCAUUUGCACUUCAAAGAGUGAUUUAACCCUCACAUGGUUUUGGUGUGCCACUUUAAGCAUAGCAUAGCAACAAGAAGAUGUCCAGUCUUCGAAUGAUUCUGUUACCAAGAGGAAAUAAUAAAGAGUGAAGGAGUUGAACUACACAGUAACUGUGUUUCAACUCUCUGACAUGUUCACAAAAUGAGAAAUCUAGUUCCCAAACCCUCCGACAUAUUCACAAGAUGAAGCAUGAAAUGCCCAUGAGGAAUUGGUGCUUCGAUAAAAGGCUAAUGAAAGCUUGAGAUGGGUGAGACAAUGUGAAGUUACCAACAUUGGAUGGGCAGAGUAAGCUCUGGAGAUAGAAGUUUAAGCAAGAUUGAGAUGGACUUGUUUGAUGUGGCUGUUAAGACAAAGGAUUCAUGAAGAACCAAUUUACUCGUGGAAGGAACGAAAGAAAUGCGGUUUUUGAGGCUCAUCAGCUCGAGCGCUGCCUUUUCUCUUAGAAAAUCAUUCUAUAACAAGCAGUGGUUUUUACCAUUUACACAAGGGCCUUCUUCAUCUGCAGGGGAUGUGGAAAUGAGGGAAUUUGUUGAAUACAUAGAUUCGCUCAAGAACUAUGAAAAAUCAGGAGUGCCAAAAGGUGCAGGCACGGAUUCGGAUGAUGGGUUUGAUCUUGGUCGGAUGAGAAGGUUGAUGGGUCGUCUGGGAAAUCCUGAUUCGAGGUUCAAGGCUCUUCACAUUGCUGGGACGAAGGGGAAAGGAUCUACUGCAGCAUUUCUUGUGAACAUCUUAAAUGCAGAAGGAUAUGCUGUUGGUUGUUAUACUAGCCCACAUAUUCUGUCAAUCAGAGAACGUAUUUUGGUGGGAAAUCCGGCCAAGCCUGUGCCAGCAGAGAAACUAAAUUGCCUAUUCCACCAGAUAAAAGACAUUCUUGAUGAGUCAAUAGUACUUGAAAAUGGUAGGCUGAGUCAUUUUGAGGUUCUUACUGCUGUGGCAUUCAGACUCUUUGCCCAAGAGAAUGUUGAUAUGGCAGUUAUUGAGGCUGGGCUGGGAGGUGCUCGAGAUGCUACAAAUGUAAUUUCUAGCUCUGGACUCCUUGCAUCGGUCAUAACAACGAUAGGCGAGGAACAUAUGGAUGCUCUUGGAGGUUCUUUGGAAAGCAUAGCAAUGGCGAAAUCUGGGAUCAUUAAGCACAGCCGUCCAUUGGUGCUGGGGGGACCAUUUGUUCCACAAAUUGAGCGCAUUCUUCGCGAUAAAGCUUCAGUAAUGAAUUCGCCAGUGGUCUUAGCAUCCGGUGCUGGGAAUAGAAGUGUUAUAAAAAGCAUUUGCUUUGUUGAUAGUAGGCCUUGUCAGUUUUGUGAUGUUGUCUUCGAAGUUGAGAGGGACUUGCAGCUGUCCAGUAAUUUGUUGGAUGUAAAGAUGUCCAUGCUCGGGGAUCACCAGCUUCAGAAUGCAGUGACGGCCACAUGUGCUGCACUCUGCCUUCGUCACAUGGGAUGGACAAUAACUGAUCGAUCCAUAAGAGCAGGAUUGGAGUGUACCCAUUUGCUUGGAAGAAGCCAAUUUCUUACAUUUACGGAGGCUGAGGCACUGGGACUACCUGGAGCGGCAGUACUGCUGGAUGGAGCACACACCAAAGAAUCUGCUAGAGCUUUGGUCGAUACUAUCAAAAUGGCCUUUCCUGAUGCGCCGUUGGCCCUCGUUGUUGCGAUGGCUAGGGACAAAGACCAUGCAGCCUUUGCAAAAGAGUUCCUUUCAGGUGCGAGAUUAGAAGUUGUUGUCUUGACAGAGGUUAAUAUUGCUGGGGGUAUUGCUCGUACAACUCCCUCGACUUUGUUACGAGAUUGCUGGAUUCAAGAAUCUGAAAGAAUGGGCAUUGCAGUUCUUCACGAUAAAAUGCCUGAAUAUCAAGAAUCAUUCGGGGAUGGAUCGGAGUGCUCUUUGAUUGGGAUGGAAGAUAGAGUCAUAUUAACUGCCGCUGACAGUUCAUUGGCGGAUGCGCUGCAUGCUGCAAAUAGAAUUCUGAAGAGAAAAGCCAGAAAGGGACCGGCUCUUCAUGUAGUUACUGGAUCUCUACACAUGGUUACAUCAGUGUUGCUUUCUCUUCGUGGUUGAGUCGUUCUUUUUAUGAGCUUUUUAUCUGUUAUUUUUGUGUAUCACUAAUUGGAUAUAUGUUGCCACUGGAAGUUGCUUAAUUUUAUUCCAUCAUGGUCUUUGAGAGUAUGCUUUUAAUUUUCUAACUCAAAGGACUGGUCGAUGCAUAUAUUUUCCC